UGGCUGCCGCGCCUGCGUCGGGCACAGGCUCCGCUGGGGCGUCUGGGCGGGCCCCGCCAGCCUCUGCGCGCUGCCGGGCUGCGAGGUGUGGGAGGGCUUGCAUCCUGAGCAGGGUUAGCCCUCAAACCCUUUUGAUGUGGAAUCCUAACUUCAACUGAAGAGCCUGCUUGUCUUGGUGCACCUACCAGGGGCAAAGAUGGACUAUGUUCUGAAUUACGCAGAUUAUUAUUUUUUCACCCCAUACGUCUAUCCAUCUACAUGGCCAGAGGAUGACAUUUUCCGACAAACUAUUAGCCUCCUGAUCGUGACAAACCUUGGUGCUUUUGUUCUUUAUUUCCUCUGUGCGACACUGAGCUAUUACUUUGUCUAUGAUCAUUCGUUAAUGAAACAUCCACUAUUUUUAGAGAAUCAAGUCUAUCGAGAGAUUAAGUUCACUGUCCAGUCAAUGCCAUGGAUCAGUAUUCCCACUGUCGCCUUGUUCCUGCUAGAGGUGAAAGGUUACAGCAAAUUGUAUGACAACAUAGAGUUUCCACAUGGCUGGUUUCACCUCAUUGUUAGCAUAAUAUCCUUCCUCUUUUUCACGGACAUGCUGAUCUACUGGAUUCACAGAGGCCUUCAUCAUAAACUUAUAUACAAGCAUGUACAUAAACCUCAUCAUAUAUGGAAGAUUCCUACUCCAUUUGCAAGUCAUGCGUUUCACCCUUUGGAUGGCUUUCUUCAGAGUCUACCUUACCAUAUAUACCCUUUUAUUUUUCCAUUACACAAGUUGGUUUACUUAGGUUUGUACAUCGCUGUUAAUGUCUGGACAAUUUCCAUUCAUGAUGGUGAUUUUCGUGUCCCCCAGAUCCUCAGGCCCUUUAUCAAUGGCUCAGCACAUCACACAGACCACCACCUGUUCUUUGACUAUAACUAUGGGCAGUAUUUCACCUUGUGGGAUAGAAUUGGAGGCUCAUUCAAAAAUCCCUCCGCCUUUGAGGGGAAGGGGCCACUUAGUUAUGUGAAGAGUGUGACAGAAGAAAAGUGCAGUAACCCAUCAAAUGAUUAUAAAAAUGAAAAAUUCCACAAUGGCGUGCUCACAAAGAUAGAGUAGGUUAUCGCCCAAAUGUUAGUACUUGUAAUAAGGAGAAAUAGUUGAUACCCAGUGAAGACACAUGGCAAGCAGAUGGCAUCGUUUGAAAGUCAGCAUUGUGCACACUGCUGAGGAGCGUCCAUUAUGGUGGAUCAGAAGAAGAUGCUGCAAACACCAAGAUUCUCAUACCAUGUUUCAAGUACUGAGUGUUGGUCCAAGGACAAUUUGUAUCUUUUCAACCAGCAAAUCUUGUUUUUAUAGCCUCAACAGUUUUAAAGAAAGAAUAAACUAGGGAGGGGACCUGGCUAUUUACACUUUUGCCUUAAUCCAUAUUCAGCAAGAAAAAUUCAUUGUAUUCAGUAAUACCAAGACUUAAAGUACUAUAACCAAGAAAUACUAAUGUGAAGAUGGUUCCUUGUUAGAGGAAUGGUUAAUUUUUCAGUAUUAGUGUGAUAAUGACUAUUGUAGUAUUUUGCGCAAGGAGAAACAUCAGUUUGAAAAGUCUGAUGUAUUAGUGGUUAUACCAGUGACAGUAGCAGGUGUAAGAUUAUUGUUUUCCGAUAAAAGCCUCAUUUUAUGGGGAUAUCGUCCAAUUUUCCAUCUCACUAAUGAAUAAAUUGGAAUUUUAAAGACAUAAUCAGUUCUACCAUGAUUUAAAUCAGAUAUCAGAUUUUUUAACUGAAGAUAUUGAUGGUUACCCUUUGAAACUAUUUAAUAAGCAUAGAUGUUAGGAGACAGUAUAGUUAGGGGAAUUUGAUGUUCAAAUAAUAUAUUUGGCACUGCUGACUUUUUAAAUAAAUCAAUGCACUGCACUUUUGAUACUUUUGAAAGUUACAAACCUGUCUCAUAACAGGAAAUAAUUGCCAAAUGUUUAGGUCUAUCUUUGAAAAUGUGUGCAUAAAUCUCAUGCUCUUUCUCUGUCAUUGAUUUCUCACAUUGUCUUUUCAAAAUAGUUGAAUACUUUCACUAAAAGCUUGUAUGUUGUAAUAUAAAUGCAUUGGAAAAACAAUUUUAAAGAUACUCUUGCUAUUUAUGUAAAAUCAAUAAAAGUUGAUCAUACUGUUA
Octodon degus (degu) is the source of this 2134-nucleotide messenger RNA. It is a transcript of the gene Sc5d, whose product is annotated as sterol-C5-desaturase. The transcript has 6 exons. Lineage: Eukaryota; Metazoa; Chordata; Mammalia; Rodentia; Octodontidae. Gene Ontology annotation, molecular function: oxidoreductase activity; iron ion binding. The coding region runs from base 197 to 1090 and encodes 297 amino acids. The record is from RefSeq and is a predicted model, not a curated record.